UGUGCGUAUGUGUUCAGUCUCACUUGCUACUAGAAUGACAGUGAGGAAUACAGUUGCAUUUGAGAGAUGACAUGCGAGUCUGUCCUCGAAAAGGUUGAGAAUUCCUGUAUCGUUCUACUUGUUUUUAAAGCCCUGUUCAAGGUUGGUGACUCGUACAAGCUCCCUUUUCUGUCGCUUGUUCGCUCUAAUUUUGGAAAUGGUGCAUCUCUCUCUCUCUCUCGCUCUCUCUCUCUCUUUCUUUCAGAGUCUCUCUCUCUCUCUCUCACUCUCGCUCUCUGUACGGUUGAGCUGGCAUCGUUCCUGUUUGUUUUCAGCCAUUUUGGGCUGCCAGACUCUGAAACAAACUGUUAAAUGGCUGCCUCUUUUUCUCGGUGCUUGUGAGUCCCAGCGCUCCCGCAACUCUUCUUCUGCUGAGCAGAGAAGACGCUCCAGUGUGCGUGCGUGCUUUACGAGCGAAGAGCAGCUUAAGUGAAGCAAGCAGUCAGUCAGUCAGUCUGCCAGCUAGUUUGCGCUGCGCUCUGCUGGGAUUAAAAAAAAACAAAAAAAAAAAAAACGGAACUACCUGAGAUGUUGCCGCUGCAAAUGAAAGAGCAAGAGUCUGGUUUUUGAACAUUAAUCAGUAGAUCUGCUGCUCCUCAAAAACUGAAGUGACGUAGCACCCAUUUCUGUUCCAGAAGGGCCCUUGUGUUUUCCCAAAACUAGUAUUCAAUGGAUACUGGGGAAACAGCAUGGUGUCCACAGCAGAGACAACCGACACGGGUCAUCCCGAUGCUCUCAUCUCACACUUGAAUGAUCAGCGUCUAAAGGGUCUUUUUUGUGACAUCACCAUCAUUGCAGGGGACACCAAAUUCAAGGUCCAUCAAAACAUCUUGUGUGCCAGCAGCUUGUACUUCAAAGACCUGCUCAGCACUUCCACCAGGCGUCCCACUCACCUGUCAGAAAAUAUCUUGGAGCUGCCAGAAGUGAAGGCUGACAUUUUUGCAGACAUCCUCGAUUACAUUUACACUUCUAGGGUGUCUCUCAGAGGCCCUAAAAGAACCAAGGAUCUGAUCAAAGCAGGGAAGAAGUUAAGAAUUCCAUUUUUGGAAAAGCUGGAAGAGGAGCCUGGCUUUAGAAGUGGCAAAAAGAAAAAAUACGACUUACCCAGCUCACCGAGCUCACCUUGCCUUCCCUGUGCCCUGUUUCCUGGAAAUAAAGACGAGAAUAUGUCAUUGAACUCUUCACAUGUCAGACCUGAUGAUGCCAAUGACAUGCAGUGGAAAGCGACAACUGCAGAAGAAAACUUCAGGGCCUUGAUACAACCACUGUCUCCUAUAGACCUAACAGCUUCAGCUAGGAAAGAUUCUGAACUUCAGCCAUCUUCCUCGCCCAGUUCUCCUUUGCAGAGUACACCUAAUGAACUUCCUACUCACAGCUCUUUACAACCUUUGACUUCUUCCACCCCUUCUGUAUUGGUUUCAGAUCCCAUGGAUACUGAGUGUGCUUCAGUAAGAGACAGUCCUAUUUUUAAGGCUAAAAUACCAAACUUAAUGACUGUUGAACCUGACCAUUCCACCACAGAAACAGCUAAGAUUCUGUUCAAUUUGAGCACAGGAGUAUUCCAAGGAAACAAAGUGAGCAAAGAAACCAGUAACCAAAGUGGAACUGGUAGCGUCCCUUCCAAGGAGAGAUCCAAGGUCCCGUGUCCAGACAAUAAUGGCACAGAGUUCACUAUAAGCCCUUCACAACCAAGUUCAGAUCCUGUUCCUGUUGAGAGACUUUAUUGUGGACUUUGCAACCGUUCAUUCAGCUCAGCAUCUUCUUUAAGUCUGCAUAUGAAGCUCCACCGAUCUGGGAGGGCACUGUCCUGCAAAAUCUGCAGUAAGGCUUUUAUUCAUAGCAAAAGGCUACAGUCACAUGAAGCUUUGUGUGGAAGAACGCAACACAGUUCAAACAUAGUAACUAUGGCCAAAGAUGAAGAAUCCCAAAAUACAGGUGAAAAAAAAGAUGGAGAAGAUGGAGAUCAAAGCAUCAAGGAGCCCAGGGAAGAUGAGGAGGAAGAGGAGGAGGAGGAAGAAGAAGAGGAGGGGGUGGUGGCUGAGGAGGAUGUGGAGAUGGAAGAUAAAGAGUUAAAAACCCCAAAACCCCUAUUGUUACCUGGAAAGACUUCCAAUAAGAAAGGUCGCAGUUUUUUAGUAAGACAUCGAAACUUCCAAAGGAUGGACAUGCUUCCUGAGGAGGAUCACUUUGUGAAAGUGGUUGAUGGGCACAUUAUUUACUUCUGUACAGUCUGUGAGCGGUCCUACAUGACACUUUCUAGCCUUAAGCGUCAUUCCAAUGUCCACUCCUGGCGUAGAAAAUAUCCUUGCCGCUACUGUGAUAAAGUCUUUGCUCUUGCUGAGUAUCGCACCAAACAUGAGGUCUGGCACACUGGUGAGAGACGCUACCAGUGUAUCUUCUGCUGGGAGACUUUUGUGACUUACUAUAAUUUGAAGACACACCAAAAGUCCUUCCAUGGCAUUAAUCCAGGACUCAUCACAAGUGAGAAGACACCCAAUGGUGGCUACAAGCAGAAACUCAAUGCCCUUAAACUUUACCGGUUACUACCUAUGAGAUCACAGAAAAGACCUUACAAAACCUACAGCCAAGUUCUUUCUGACAGUAUUCUCAUGCCAUCUCAGAAUAUAUCUUCCAUCUCCUUGACAGCCUCUUUAGAUAAUGAACUUCCAGUAACCCCAAUGACUGAGGACCAACAAUUGUAUGCGGUAAUGAAGAACAACCCAAGCUUAAAGCAAUCGUCUAGUGACUAUAUCCUCUUGAAUUCUAAAGAGCAUAUGUCCCUUGAGGUACAGGACAUAACCAAUCCCAGUUCCACACAUAGUCAAUGUGAUUCCAUUCAGUCAAAUAGUGAUAUGCAUGGUAAUGACCAAGUAUCAAGUAAAAAUUUACCAGGAAAAGAGGAGUCAGGAUCAACUGUCAUUGCAUAUGGACAUCCCAAACCGUCUGUUAUAAUGCACAGUACUGCAGUAUCUUCUGUUAUAAUGCACAGUAACCAAGUGGGGAAGGCCUCCCUAAAUACUAGCAGUAACUCAAACACUAAUCAUUCUCCCCAAGUGUCAGGUGAUCCACUAUCCAAAAAAGUAGCCCGUCCCAUCAAGAAACAAGUUCUUAAACAAUAUAUCCAAUCACAGAGUAGAUCUUCAGUUGAGAGAUUGGAAGAAGAUCAAGGAAUGGACCUUGGUAAUGAGAAGCCUAUGCAGAGGCAACUUAAGGCUGCUGCUGAUGGCAACAGUGUAACCUAUGUGGCCAAGCCAGCUUGCGUAGGGGCGUCAGAAACCAAAGGAGGAGCUCCAUUGUGUCAGAUAACUGUUCGCAUUGGAGAGGAAGCAAUUGUGAAGAGAAGUAUUUCAGAAACAGAUCUGAUGCGUGAUAAAGGACCUCCUGUCAGCAAAAGUAAAAAGAUAGAAACUGUCCCAGAAGAUGAGAACCAGCACCAUCAUCACCAUCAUCACCACCGUUUUCGCAGUACAGAAUCUGAUGGAGAAAAGGAGAAACCUAAAGUUAGUAAACCAAAAGAAUACUACUUGCGUCUUGAAGCGCGAGAGGAAGACAGUGACCAGGAUGCCGAGGACAACCUGUGGCGACCUUAUUACACUUACAAGCCUAAAAGAAAGACCUUGCAUCUGCAAAAAGUCAAAAAAUCCAGUUGGAGAAGGAAACUACGAUUUAAGCGUUCUUUGAGACUUAUGAGGCGAGCAGAGCGUCUUAUGGACCAAAAUUUACAGAAGAGCAGCACUGAUCACUCAACCACAUUAUCUCAAUCAAUCAAUGAACCUGGAGACCCUGAGGAGCAAGAUGACACUGUCACAUGCUCUGUCUGUGAUGAAGAUUUUCCUGACUACUCUUCGCUAAGGAAACAUGAAAGGCACCACCAGUCAGGUAAAUCUUUCAAAUGUAUUACCUGUGGCAGACAAUUCUCUACAUUGAAGAAAUUGGACAAGCAUGAGCUAAGCCAUCUGAUAGAGUUUGUCUGCAUGCAGUGCCAGGAGUCCUUCCAUUCCAGGGAGCUUUUAGAGGAGCACCAGAAAGUACACCAGGUAGAGCCAGAUGAGCAAGUUGUUGACAAAAUGAAGGAACCUGGCUAUCUGGACAAGUGCAACCUGCCUCGUGUUGGUAGGAGACCCUCUAUUCGCCAUGCUUGCACAUAUUGCUCAAAGAUUUGUAAAACUGCAGCAGCUUUGGGGAGGCACAUGAAGCGACAUGAGAUUGAUAAAGAGGGUUCAGCAGACCCAACUGCUGAAGUGUCUGGUCAAGCAACAGACGGUGACCCAGCAAAUGUAAAACCUGAAGAAACUGAUAGAGAGCAAGAAAAAUCAAGACCAGUAAUCAAUUGUUCUGCUUCAAAUAUGGAGACAUGUGAGGUAAGCAGUUUUGAAUCUCCAGAGAAAGUUGCAGCGUCAUCUGACUUGUUGGUUUCAAAGCAGUUAAACAAAUCAAGUAAUAAAGAAGUUACUCAGAAUAAAGAUAGUGAAAAUUUGAGCCCAGCCUUCUCAUCAAGUGAGACAAAUCAACUGUGUGGCAGUACCAAAACUGAAACCCCUGUGAGAACAGAGGUAAUGGAUAGCUCUCCUCCAACAGUUCUAGUAAUGAACGGUAGAGACAGUUUAGAUUCCUGCAAAUGGGAAACAGUAGCACCCAUCAGAGUACAGGGAAAUUCAACAGAACUAUCUGGGGGAACACUCCAACUGCCUUCAAAGCUAUUGCACACAAAGGACAGUAUGUUUGAAUUUUCAGGUGAUAACCAUAUUGACCAGGUUGAGAGUGUUCCUCAGAAACACCAUAAUAAUGCUACAAGUACAAGACAUCCAGUCAAUGAGGUUGUCAAUAGAAUUUCAAUGAAGGAUGAAGACAGCAUCAUUGAGAAUGAGCCCAAACAGGACCAUUUGAGGCCUGGUCCUGAAUGUGAUGUUCUAUCUCCACACCUUAAGAAAGAUAAAAAGUAUGAGCAUGCUGCACCUUCUCAAGCAACUACAAAUUCUCCACAGAAAUCAACCCAAGUGUAUGUUCAGGGGGAAAGCUUGGAGUUCAAAAAAACAGUUUUGCACAUCGGUCCAGAUAUGUCUCAGCCCAAACCAAUGCGCCAUAAGGGCAAUGAUCUUCCUUCAGCUUCACAAGAGCUCAUUGGACAACACUUGGCAAAAUUAGGUCUUCCUGUACAGGAACAGAGGACCAGGUCCCAUUAUGGGAGGGACACGCCUACCCGGGAUCCACUGUUAUCUCACACAAGGAAAGAGGCACAGGAGGCACAUGGGCUGCUGUUGCCACAUAAAGAAGAGAAGCUGUCGCCUUCUGUGGCUGACCUGGGGAAACCACAAACCACUCCAAGUGCUGCUAACGUGAUUACUGCACACGAACCGACAUUGGCACAGACCACUUUAAACAAGUGCACCCAAAAAACAAUGAAAUCUCCCAGUCUGGGCCCAAAUAACCCAACACAGGAACUGCUGAUGUCUUGCAUGGGGGCAAAAGGGACUGGCAUACAGGACAUGUCUGGACUACUUCCUAGUGGCCCAGCGCCAAGCCUUAUGAUGUCCCAUUUGGCAGGAGUUAAUGAGAACAUUUGCAAGACGAUGCUGAUGUCUCAGAAAUCUGAGGACCUCCAAGCAUCCACUCCACAGGACCUGCGUAUGCACAUGAGUUAUCCAGUUCAGGACUACCCUUUGCCACUUAUUGCACCAGGGGGCUGCCGUUCCAGCAAGAAGCAGGAGGAGAACCUCUUGGUUUCAUACCCAAGCACUGCCAUCCAGUUUGGAGACUUUGGAAAGGUCUCAAAUGGAGAGCUGGGCAAGUUGCCCUUUUAUCCUGACCCCUACCAGCUUAUUUAUGGACCGCAGCUACUAGCAUAUCCAUAUAAUUUAACAGCACUUCCCAUGGCUUUAAACAUGGUUGUCCCAAAUGAGAAAGGAGAUCCUCUCCCUUUCCUCCCCACCUUCUUUAGCUAUGUAAACCCCUGCUCAAGCCCCAUGCAGGAGUCACCUCUUAUGGCCAGAGCAAGUCGUAGCAGCAACAGCCGAGAAGGGACCCAUCAGUAGAUCAAAUUAACAGACAGGGCAACCCCCAACCCUCCCACCCUGACCCUUUGGGAUUUUGGCAUCCCUUAACCUUUCCUCCUUAAUGAGUACUCCUGAACAGGGGUGUCUCUCCACAGUACCUCUCUGUCCUGGUCCAGUUUAGGAUUUUAUAAAUGAAAAACAAAGAACAGCCGCCUUUUAAGGCACAUUACAAUAAACAGGGUGUAUGUGCUCUUAUUCAGUCUGCUUCUCAUAGUGAUUGCAAACGUUAUUUUAUGGCUGUCGUUUCCUCUGUCUAUCAAAGAAAAGUGAUAAAACUGGCAACGUUUAGCAGGUAGCAAGUACCCUCAGACCUGCCCCCUCUGUUCAGUAACUUCACUCUUUAGGAGUUUGCUGCUCACUUUACCAGUACAAGAUCCCAUUUGUUCAGCUGUCUGUCACUUGAGGAAUGUAGUCAGUCCCACCCAGCUUUCCCAGCCCAGCUACCACCCCCUACCAUCGUAUCCCAGGCUUACUAAGUAAAGGGAGCGUCCUACAAGGGCCCAAAAAAAAUAAGCACUUUCAUCUCAGCCAAGGCAGAGGAACCUCACAAGAGAGGAACGCUAUGGAAAGACACUAAUAGCGUGAAGCAGACAGGUAAAACUCCAGGCAGGAGUUCACAGACUUUAUUGGGGAGAGAGAGGUGUGCUAUUAUAUGGUACCCAAAACGCUCAAAUCAGAGGUACCAAAUAGGGCAAUUUUUUAAAAUUGUCGACUGGUGUUAAGUCAGUUGUUCUUUGUCUGUUUUUUAGUUCAGUUCUCUAAUGCUGUGUCUAUUACUCAUGCCACAUCUGGCAAGAUUUGUUUUUUUGGUCAGUUCUCACUGACAUUAGUUACCUCGACUUCCUGUACUGAAAAGCCACCCAUUUCUGGCCAAAACCAAACCAUGACUCUUCUUUGUAUAGUAGAUGACCCUGGAUAGCAUCCCAGAUUUUGGCUAGGCCUCCGGGAAUUACAGUUUGCCUGCAGUUUGCUGGUCUGCCAGAUCAGCAAUUUGUGGAAAAUGACAAUGCUGUGAUCUGGGUUUCUAGACAAGCAUUCGUCAACAGGAAGAAGUCCAAGUGGCAUAAAAAGAAUGCACUAACAGUGACUACAACCCUAAAAACACACUUGUCUGCUAUCUUUACAGGAAGCGGGUGAUCAACCUUUUCCACGUUAUGAUAACUUAAGACAGAAAGGGUUCUGACUGCACAGCCUAAGAGAGAGAGAACUGUAUGCACUGAGAUCUGGUAGAUAUUACUUUUCCUAUUUAGGAGAGCUUUAUGGUUUUAACUUUAUUAAGUUAUAUAUUGUAGUUCCUGCCUAAAGCACCGAUUCUCCACGGUUCUUAUUAGGGACCACCAACAGUCUUGGUUUCUGUUUCUAACAAUUUGUUUGUAUACAUUGUCAUUGAAAAUAGGGAAGGAGGGGGUCUUAAUAAGCUCCACAUUUCACAUGGAGCAUAACAUAAGGAACUUCAUUUUGCUGCCAAAGGCACUUCACUUUUGUGGUUGGGCAGGAGCCAGCUCAUCCACAGAAGCUCUAAAAUCUAUCUAUCUAUCUAUCUAUCUAUCUAUCUAUCUAUCUAUCUAAUAAAAUGCAAAGUACAUUUCAUAAAACAUGCACUAGAUAAUCAGUAUUAUCUCUGUCUAUCUAACUAACUGUGUAUACCAUAAACAAGCCGAAAAUUGCAGCAGGAAAUCUUUAUUUAUCCUUUAUCCUGCCUGUCUGUCUGUCUUUCUGUAAACAUUUUUUAAGCCACCAAAUAAAACGUACUGCUCAUUGUGUCUACAAGCCCACGUGGAAUAGUAACCUGAUGCAUUUACCUUUCUGUCUGUCUGUAAUCUUCUUAGAGGCAGCUGCAGUGAGUCUGAAAAUGAAAUCCAUCUGUCUUUUAGCUUGUUCUAAAAAGCAGAGAAGACUGCUAUUAUAUUACUAGUUUAACCAUCUUUAAGCUUGUUAGAGAUAACAAAGUGGAAUCUCUGCGAUCAUCUUUUGCAUUUGAUUGUAUAUAAACAGAUCUGAGACAGCCACAAGCAAACUCCCUCCCCAUUCCUCUCUGACUGUCUAUAGGCUGCCAGGACACAUGCAUGGUUCACCUUAAACCAGGCUCAGUGAGCCACAUGCUGUCCAUCUCUUUGUAUGUGCGCGUAAGAGAAAACCACAGAGAAUCUUUGCCACAUAAAUCAGUCUGACGGUGUGUAAGGUGGUUAUUGAUGCCUACAGGGGAUCUAUAAUCUUACACAUGCAAUUGCCUGAAAACUGAUUACAGACAACCAUGUGCAAUCUCCUAGAUUAUGUUUCUGUCAGUUUCUAACCUUGUUAAAGCAUCUACUAGGAAUUUAUGACCUUUGGUCUGUCAAAGGUGCUAUCUAUUGAUAUUAGGGAUAACUAGAGUUGACCAGAAAGAAAAUCCUCUUCAUAGGGGAAUGUUUGAAUGGCAGCACACAUAAAAGGUUCUUUUAAGCACUUUUCCACGGAUCUGCAGACUACCAUGCAAAUUAACAACUGAUUAUUUAUCUGUAUGUCUUAACCUGUUGGGGACAGAUAGAUGAAUCUGGUAUAUCUAAAUGCAGACUGUAGACGACAGCAAGAAAAUCUGUCUUUCUGAACUUAUUAGGGAGAUAGCUAGUGAAACCUAUCUGCCAAAAAGCUGGAUAGAGACCACACAAAGGAAAUGUAUCUAGAAGCUGCCUAUUCUACCUAUUCUAUCUAUCUAUCUAUCUAUCUAUCUAUCUAUCUAUCUAUCUAUCUAUCUAUCUAUCUAGCAACUAUAACAGGAAAAUGUGUCUGUCUAUAAGUGGUUGCAAGAUGGCAACAGAAAGAUCUUUAUCUGGAAGCUUGUUAGAGGUGUUAAAAGAAAGUAAAAUGACUUCUACCUAUCAAACAAUAUUAGUAAUAGCCAGAAGGAUCAGUCUGCUUAUCUGGCUAUGUAUGGGGAGUUUAAAGUGUUAUAGACAUUUUCAAGCAAAAUAUUUGUUCACAUAUAAAGGAUAUCCAUUGAUUCAUCCUUGAAAUAUAAUGUGCUUUUAAUAGUGCAGUAGGCAUUCAAGAGUAUCUGGGUGACGAAAGGCAUGAAAUUGAAAGGUUGUACACAAACAACCCCCCAAGACAGUUUGGAGAAUGGUAGUCAGUUAGUUUCCACCACUAAUAGUGCCUAGAAGUUAAUAGUGGCCAUUUUGAACAGCUGCAUUUGUUCAGCACAUGCAUGAAACCACUGCUCCUACACUCAGAAUCAUAUAAUUGAAGUUUUACUUUCUUCGCAGGAAGUAUUGAUUUCAUAAAUUCAAUUGAAAAACAUGUUUGGAGUGUUUUUGGAAAGUUGUUUGUCUGUGGUAAAAAUUCUGUGGAUGCUGUCACUCAAGAACGAAUGGAUUGAUUCUUUUGAAAUGCUGUGGACAUCAUGCACUCGUUAGCCUUGAGAGUUGAUUAGAUUUUGGGUAAAGUCCAACUCUUCAGCUUUGAGUUUUUUAAAGUUUAGAGUUUUUAAAGCCGAUACCAACAAUAGCCAAACCACUGCUUAGAAGUUCACAAAUGUUGGCAUACGUCUUUCGGACUUUUUAAGAAAGACUUUUGUGAAAUUUGAAUUUGAUCCAAAACUCGAGCUUUUAAUGUUCAAAAUUAGUAAAUGCAGUAGCCACAGCAGCUAAGCUCUAAUUACAAAGAAACAUUUGAUUAUUUUUUUAUGCCUUUAUUAAACUACUAGGAUGUGUAUUUAUUUGUGGCGAGUAUUCAAACUUGUUAUUAAAAAAGGUUUUCCUAAUUUGAACUUUGAAAUUAGCACCUUCAGUUUACGAGUCGAGGUGCUAGUCCCAAAACCGCCCCGGCUGUGUGACAGGUGUGUGUUUGUACUCUUUUUCCUGUCACUUUUUUACAUCUGAAAUUAACCAAAGCAUUAAGACAUUCAUACACAGCUCAUGUAGUUGCAGGUGAACUGAUCCUUUAAGUUAAAUUAAUCAUAUUAGAACAUAAGAACAACACGUUUGACAAACGAGACGAGACCCUCAGUCCAUCAGGCUCGUUUGUUUAGCUGAUAGCUAAGCUGAACCAAAAAUUUGUUACAUAAAAAUAUCCUAUUUCUUUCUUUUAAAUACAUUUGCCUUUAAAGACGGCUAAAACAUGAAAAGUGGUAUUGCCUCUUGCCUAUAUUUUGGUAAAUUCACGCUGUAAAUUGUACUCGUGUUGUAAAUAUAGAAAAAAUAAUGUGCUGGCCACAUUAGACUUUUAUUAUUAAUUGAAUUCAUUUUUGCGAUCCAUCUGUCUACCCAUCCAGUAAUGUCUGCUGAUAAGCUAUCCCUUCCCAGCUUCUGAAAUUUGCAUUGCAGGAGGUUAUCAUAACAAGAGAAAAAACUCAAAUGCUUUCAUGAACAGUCCUCUUGCGUAGAUGAGCACUUGCAGCUCCACUUGCACUUUAUUGUAAAUAUUUUAAGUGCCUGAUGGGAAAACUCUUUAAAAUAAAAGUGCACCCUUAUUCCUGAAUUUUUUUCUACAAUUCAUUUUGUAGACAUGGUGGAGCAUGCCCAUCUACUGGCAUGGCUCACAACUCUGUAUCCUGGCAUAAAAUCCUAGCCUGGUCACUCACUCUCUCUGCGAUGUUUGCACCUUCUUCCCGCUUCUUCAUGGGCUUUUCAUGGGUAUUAUGGUUUUCCUCCCAAAUCUAAGAGAUGCACUUAUUAGAUUAGCUGGUGCCUGUAAAUUGGCGCAGUGAGAGUGUGUGAAUGAAUGUAUCCUGCUUUAGACUAGUGCCAGUCCAGGGUUAGAUCCUACUUUGAAUUGAAUGUUUUCAGAAUAGGCUCCUUCUUUCUAAAAGUUUAGUAUAAGUAAAAGUGAAGGGAUACUCCUCAGUUACCUAUUGCAUGAACAUUGUGCGAGGUGCUGUGGACACGUAUUGAAAGUAAUUUUGUAAUGUAGGAGGCCUUUACACCGUUCCCUGUAUUACUAAUAAGUUAUAGAGAUACUCGCAUCAUAAGCCAAAAAUGAAGACAGAAAGCACUCCACGUCACGUGUUUUCUAGUUAUUGCAGCAGAAUGGCAUCCCAUUUAGGGGCGAGUCUGCUGUCACUGUCACACUCCUCCAUGAUUUCAACUGCUAUAAAGAAGGUCUAGAAAGUAGAUGGUUUACAAGCGGGUGCCAUCCUGCUUCUGUGUUCCCUGUCUGUUGAAUCUGUCAGUCUGUUCAUCUCUCUCUCUCUCUCUCUCUCUCUUUCUUUCUCUUUCUCCCAGCAUCCCUGCUUUUCUGCCCGCUGUCUAUCCAAUCACUUGCAGGUGGAGCCUAAUUAGUAAAUGUGCCAGGGCAGCAAUAAUAGGGGGAAAAAAAAGUCUGCUAGGUUUCCAGAUGAAGGGGAGCCAAGUGUUAAGCAUUUCAGAGUUUGCCAGCCAUCCAGCAGAUUAAGAAUCUGACAUGCAGCUCUGUGCCGAUACUAAAGAUAAAAGGCAAACACAGGAACACUUGUGCGAACAUGGAGACUAUUAGGCAGAGAAGAUGUUUUAUCUUUGUUUUUGGUUUCUGUCUCCUUUUUCAUUUACUGCAUUAAUGUUGUGCAUAUGUAGUUUGACACGAAUGUAUUUUUUAAACACGUAAUAAUAGCACAAUUUUUCACCACUGAUGAAUUUCAGAUGAUUUAACUAUUCUAAUUUUAUUAUUCUCGGUUUGUUUUUGAUUGCUUCCAAGCGUUCCCAAAGUUGAAACGGUGACAUUUGCUUCUUUCGCAAGUUCCAGUCAAACAGAAUCAGAUGCCCUCCAUCCCUCCUGAAACAAAAGCCUUGACUGUUACUCCCUGACGCCAGAAGCGUGAGUCAUUAUGCUAAUAAGCAGCUCUGUGCUGAAAGCCGCUCUGUAUUGGCUCACGGUUAACCCCCUAAACACCCAGAUUCUAUUUUUUUAAUCAAGACACGAUCAUGCACUUUUUUUAGAAUGUUGUUUAGCGAUUUCUUAAGGCAGAAGAGGAUAAUUAGAAAACAAAAAAAAAAAUCCCCAUGCAAAGACAUACAGGACCAAAUGGCAUCCAUCACCCAAUGCAACGUCAACCUGUUAGAUGACUCUUUGUGAAACAAAAGGAAAAACAUAACAAAGAUGUGAAUAACAUGCAAACUUUCCUGGCAAAGCAUUCCAAACAGCUUGCAAAUUGAAGGUCUGGAAGGCGAGUGGGGUUUGUUCUUGGGCUGUGAAGGUGGAAAAAAAGAAGAGACUAAGGGCUUCUUUUAAGCAUAGAUGUCUCUUGAAAUCGAAAUUUAGAAGAGUAGGAUGAGAGAGUUUUAGCGGAACUGAGGCAAGCGGCCAUAGUAGGCAUGAAGGAUUGGUGGCAUUGAGGACCAUCUAAUAGGAGGUUGGUGGCGGGUGUGAAAAUCUCCCAAAUUUGUUGACACACACGGGCUCAGUGACUGAACUGCAGAUCAUCUCUUAACCGUUUGUUUUAGAAGAAGUAAAAUUAUUCUGGUCUGCUUAUUGCUAAGCACGCCAGGAGAAAGACUGCCUGGAGGAGCAGCUGAAGCCUGCCAUUAAUCUCUUGAGUGGCAAUGCAAAGCGAUCCCAAGGGGGAUUAAGCAAAGCAGGAAAGUAGUGAAAUGCUUCCAAAUGGGGAAGAAUAUCGUAAAUGCAUCAGGCAUGUGGGAGACAAAAAGGAAUACCAAUUUCCUGUCACCCAUUCAAGUGAAAAAUAAACACAUUAUCAUUCAGGAGUGUGCCUUGCUGGGCAAUGAGCAGGCUCUUUAUUAGGAGAGUGCUCUAAAAAAAAAUUCUUUCCCCACUAUUUGUUUGGAUCACUUCUCACAAGAUAGAUGAUGGAAAUCUGCAGAUUUUAGACACACGUCAUUUGGCUCCGGGCAGCAGAGCCUUUCCAAACGAAUGACGGCGAGCACGGCAACAUGCGGCCAUGUGGGGGAGGCUGCAUUCUCUGCCUAAAACCCACACUUCACCCCUUCUUUGAGCAGAAAAUGAUACGGCAUCCUGAAGUGGGCACCGCACAUAUCCAAGAGACAGUCCUUGCCAAGUCAGUAAUGGGGUGGGGGGUGGAGGGGAUAAGUUUCUGCGGCGCAACAAAAGCUGCUGAUGUAAUUGCUGCUGGCAGACUCUAAGUAACAGUGUGCUGCAGGAAAGGAAGAUUUGUGCCUUGUUUUUUUGUGUGUAUGUUUGCUGAACCAUUAGACCAGUCUUUAUCUGAUAUAGCACCUAUCAUAACAAACUCAUAGUACAGUGGGGAAAACGGUGAAAGCAGCUCAAAAAUGAAAGGGGGCUUCACACCCUGUUAUGAAAAAAAGAAAAUCGCCUGUGAAGGACGCUAUAUAAAAUAAAGAUUUCCCGGUGUCACCCUUAGCAGGUCACAUCCUCCGACCUAUUCAGUUUGUAGUAAUUAUGACCAGGGCUACACCCGACCCAUACCCUCCUGGAAAUCAGACGCUUUAGAAAUAAUACCCCCCCCAGUUGAAAGCUGUAGGCCUUUGUUGAAGUUUCAGGCUGUUUGAGCAAAUGAUGUUAUUAAAAACUGCAACAGCACUUGAUAUUCAACCUUUGUUGUAUUACAAACAUUCUUAAUAUAACAUUUAGUGAGUUACAAUAUGAAUAUACAGAUUUCAGAAAAUUAGUCUUGCAGCAUUCGCCCAAGUAUUUGUUGUCAUUUCAGGCUUUGAAUUGGUUGACAUGAAAAAAGAACAAGAAAAAUAAUACAUAUACUGAUACAUACACACAUAUUAUAUAACAAGUAUACUAUACAUACAUGUAUACAAUACAUGCAUGUCUUAUGUACCGUAUGCAUAUACAUACAGUAUGUACACAUAUUCACUCAUAUAUGUAUACAUAUAUAAACACAUGUGAGCAAAAGUAUAUGAAUACACACAGUAUAUACAUAUACUUUAUUUAGAGGGGACUAUACACAGCAUACAUGUACGUGUGUCUGUGUAUAUACUGUAUGGAUAUAUAUACAUAUAUAAUAAAGGAAUUGCAGAAAGGCUACAUUAUUGAAAAUAAGUGAAACAACGUACUUGCUUUUUAUUUUUUUAGUGUGCAGUUAACUGUUACCAAUUAUAUAUUGUAUAUAUUCAAAGUACAGUCAAAAAGAACGACUACUUUGCAUACUAUGGCACUAUGAUGGCAAAUGUGAUGGUGACAGCAUCAUGUAGGGGGAAGGUCAUCCAUUUCUGUUUAACUCCAGGAAGUCCAGUCUUUGGCUCAUUUUUUCAAAACUGUGCAUGUUGGGCUAAUUGGCAACUCUAAACUAGCCCAUUUGGUGAGGGCAUUUAUGUUAGAAUAGACUCUGACUCCUGCGAUCUUAAAUUGGAUUAAGCAGGCUUAAAAAUGAAUAGAAGAAAAAUAUGUGACAGUGGAGGACUAAGAAGUAAAAAAAACUUAGUCAGCCUUCACUAACUCUUUUAACAAGUCUGUUAAAAUGUAACCUUCUCACUUUAACAAAGCUGUUCAGUGUGUCAGGAGAGGAUGAGCUCCACCCAGGGAGACCUGCUACUAUAAAAAAUGAACAGAUGGUCACUCAAGUACGGGAAGACAUCAGACAAGAUUGCAGGUAGAGGUUUUAUGAAGUUUUUUGACGAUUCAUGUAUGUGUCUGAGCUCUGUGAUCCCACAGUAUGCUCUUCCAGUCUUCUUCUCUUCUCUGACGUGUAGAUCGUUCUCUCCAUGAUUAGAAUGUUAGAAACAUGUUGACAUGAACAGGCCAUUCAGCCCAACAAAGCUGGCCAAUCCAAUCCAUUUAAUUCCUCCAAAAUAAAAUAAAGCAGAAGCUUUGAAGAUCCCUAAAGCCCUCCUCUCUAUCACACUACUUGAUCACCAGUGCCAUGUGUCUCUGGUUCUCUGUGUGAACUGCUGGCAUACACACCCCAUCAUCGUCAACUAAAUGACCCUGCAUGUCUUAUUAGUGACAGAUGUGCUGGACGUUCUGAACCAGUAUAUCACGACCAUUUCUAUAUUUACAUCAUGGUAUGCAAAUUUCAGUUUCAUUUUGACUUUACUUUGAAUAUUCAUUUUAAACACUCAAAAGCACUUGUUUUUUUUUUUCAACAGUAUAAAAUUGAUUCUUGGAUGCAUUUCUCAAAUUUAAAGAAAUCAUUGGUUGUGUCUCAUUAUGUAUUGUAAUUUUUUUAUAUGGCAUAGGAUGGCCUCUACUUAUUACCCUGUCUUUGUUUUUAUUAGAUUUUAAAAGCUUUAAACCAUCAACUAAUAGAACAAAGCGUGUUUAGUAUCAAUCAGAAAAGGACGUCUCGUUGGUUACAGAGUGAGACGGAGCUCCUUUUCCUGUUAAUGAGUUGGUGGCUGUCACAAAUAAAAAAAAAAAAUGGAAAUAGCAAAAGUGUAUAUUUUACCUUUUUAUGCGCACUCUAUCUUUUGUUGAACCAACAUUAUAAGGCUUUGAAAUAAACACAAUAAAAAUACUGUUCUGGGGA
Polypterus senegalus (gray bichir) is the source of this 15456-nucleotide messenger RNA. It is a transcript of the gene zbtb4, whose product is annotated as zinc finger and BTB domain containing 4. Gene Ontology annotation, molecular function: protein binding. Lineage: Eukaryota; Metazoa; Chordata; Cladistia; Polypteriformes; Polypteridae. The record is from RefSeq and is a predicted model, not a curated record.